CAAUGGUUGUGUAUGACAAGCAAGGGAAGCAGCUAACUCGCAUCAUCCCACACAACGAGUUCUUCGGGGUGCUGCCAAGGGUGGUGGAGAAGAGGGAUACAUUCGGCGACUCAAUACUGGGAGACAAAAUCGGCGACAUGACAUGCACGUAUGACCGCCAGGCCAACCGCUUCUACCUCUCCGCCAUGUGGUUUGUGAGUGGUGGGUGGAGUUCAGGGGGAUUCAACAACACGUAUGACAAGUUUGGGCAGACGAGGAGGCGAGGCAACGUGACAGUUGGCUCAGGGCUGAUAGUGGCAGCGUCAACCACGGACGACCCCACCCAGGACUGGAACGUCUUCUUCAUCCCCGGCUCCAACGAUGGCAUCAACUCCAAUCCGGACUGGAGGGCGCCUCUUCACUUCAACACGUCGCGACUCACCACUUUUCCGGACUACCCUCAGAUCGGCACCGAUGCCUAUGGAUUUUUCGUGUCGGUAAAUCAAUAUUCGGAGACAUUUGAGCAAGUAUAUGGGGCUGGCAUAUAUGCACUCGCCAAGUCCCAGCUCCAGAAUCCAGAGAAUGCCACCAUUCUCCGCUUCGUCGUUCCUUACACCAACGCCCUCACCAGUCCGUCCUACACCAUCUACCCUCAGAAGGUCGCAGCCGAUGGGGACUACGACUACAGCCACGGGGGCACCAUGUAUUUCGGCUGGACGGGAGUCAACCCCAACCGUGGUGCUCCAAACGAAACCGUGCUUGUCGCCAACUUCACCACAGUGGGAGCCUUCGCUCUAACGGGUACAAGCGCUCUGGGAACCCCUGAAGCCGAGCGCUUGGUUGAACCCCACUGUGCGGCCGUCAACACUCCCCCGUUCUUCGUUCCCCAGCCUGUGCAGCAAAAACCCGGACCUGUUCCGUUGGCUUGGCAGAUGAACAGUACGAUCAAGCCUAUCGGCCCUUCAGAGAUCGAUGCGAGAGGCGUGGUGGUGAAUCCGGAGAGGAGGCACAUGUGGAUCAGCUUUAUGUCGGCGUUUGGCAAGGAGAUGAGUGCUGCUGCUGUGGUCGUGAGGCUCCGCUUGUCUCUGAGGCCCAACCGCAAGUGGCGGACACUUCGGGUGUUUUUGGAGCGGUUCAAAGCGGUGGGGGUGGGCGGAGGGAACAGCCUCAUCCAGGGCACCAUUGCUCUUAACAGGCUUGGCAAGGGCAUCAUAACAGCAGCAAACCCCUCUUCUUUCUCUCUUGCCAUUCCUUCACUCCCCUGGCACGGCAAAGGCAUCAUAGCAGCAUCGCUGGCAGGGCGUUCCUUCUACCCCUCAGCUGCCUAUGCCACUCUCAACGCCAAUGUGGAUGUCGGCCGCGUCGUCAUUGCCGGCGCGGGGAAAGCGCCUCUCGACGACUACAAGGGAUACCGCUUUGGUGCGACGGAGCAUCGUUUUGGCGACUACAUGACGGCAACGAUCGACGAGGAGGGCAACGCGUGGGCGGCAGUGCAGUAUGUGGCGGGGCAGCCGCGAAGUGAAUGGAGCAACUGGGCUACCUUCGUGUUCAAAGUCGACCUGCAGGGGGGGGAGGACGGGGGGGAUGAGGACGGGGGAAAUGGGGAUAAUGGGGGGAAUGGGGACGGGGGAAACGGGGGUAAUGGGGGGAAUGGGGAUAACGGGGGGGAUGGGGAUCACGAGGGGAAGUAG
Messenger RNA from Closterium sp. Naga37s-1, 1670 nucleotides. NCBI's taxonomy places the organism in Eukaryota, Viridiplantae, Streptophyta, Zygnematophyceae, Desmidiales, Closteriaceae. The record is from the annotation of a GenBank genome assembly.